Messenger RNA from Chenopodium quinoa (quinoa), 1122 nucleotides. Its product is annotated as V-type proton ATPase subunit c''2. Lineage: Eukaryota; Viridiplantae; Streptophyta; Magnoliopsida; Caryophyllales; Amaranthaceae. The record is from RefSeq and is a predicted model, not a curated record. Gene Ontology annotation, biological process: proton transmembrane transport. The transcript has 4 exons. Gene Ontology annotation, cellular component: proton-transporting V-type ATPase, V0 domain. Gene Ontology annotation, molecular function: proton-transporting ATPase activity, rotational mechanism. The coding region runs from base 214 to 747 and encodes 177 amino acids.
CACUCACCAAAAACACAAGCCCGCAAGAUUUAUACGAGCAAACAAAAAUCAUCCCAAUUCCCAAAUCUCAAAUCCUUAGCAUUUUCUCUCUCUCCUCUGACACCACCACCACGAACAACCCUCAAAAAUUCAAGAUCAGAUCACAAAAACCCGUAAAUCAAAUCCCCCAAUUUUCAUCACCAAAUUAGGAGAGAGAAAAUUUAAGGUAUAGUUAUGGUGUACCCAGUAACUAGUUCAUGGGCCAGAGCUCUGGUUCAGAUCUCCCCUUAUACCUUUUCUGCCCUUGGUAUUGCUCUCUCUAUUGGCAUAUCUGUUCUUGGUGCUGCUUGGGGAAUUUACAUUACUGGGAGUAGUUUAAUUGGUGCGGCAAUCAAAGCUCCUAGAAUUACCUCCAAAAAUCUUAUCAGUGUAAUCUUUUGUGAAGCUGUAGCUAUAUAUGGAGUAAUUGUGGCUAUCAUUCUGCAGACAAAGCUAGAAAGUGUCCCAUCAUCUCUGAUUUAUGAACCAGAGUCUCUUAGAGCAGGAUAUGCAAUCUUUGCAUCUGGACUUAUUGUUGGUUUUGCAAACCUUGUCUGUGGGUUAUGCGUGGGUAUAAUUGGAAGCAGUUGUGCUUUAUCUGAUGCUCAAAACUCCUCGCUGUUUGUGAAGAUUUUGGUUAUCGAGAUUUUUGGUAGUGCCCUUGGGUUGUUCGGUGUGAUUGUUGGUAUCAUCAUGUCAGCCCAAGCAACAUGGCCAAAGGCUGCAUGAUUUGCACCAUCCAGCAGAAAAAUUCGUGUAAAAUAGUGAACCUCGCUCCAUUUCCAUGUUCAGUAAGCUGAAAAGCCUGAAAUGCAGUUCAUUUUGUGGAAUUACUAUUAUUCCCUUGUAAAUCUAAAACAUCUUGUCUCGCUCCUUGAAAUUGAGAUCAUAAUAGCAGAUUGAUGUAUGAUACUUAUUGCCUUUUUUGGUAGCUUUAUGUUGUUAUUCUAAUUCAUGAAUAAUAAGGGAGGAAUUCGCUGCUUUGUUUCCGGAAAACUCAUCAGCUGGAAGAGAUUAUUGUUUAUUUAUUUAUCUUGUAAUUCUUAUUCAUGUACACAAAAAUAAAGUUAUGUUUGAGCUCAUUAGGCCACACAUUUCCUAUGA